AUGUCUUUGUGGAUUAUGGAAAAUGUCCUUGAUGAAGACUUCAGCAAUAUCUAUGAAGCUAUUACAAAUGAGAUUGAAGAUGGAUAACUCUGGGGAAAGGAAGAAGAUCAAACUUACUUAUAAAUAUCUACUGAAGAUUGGGAUAAAUAAGUUGAACUAUAUCCAGGAGAGGUAGUAAAUAAUAACAAAGAAAUGACAAGCAAUAAAAUUCUCCAGAGAAAAAUGCUCAUGAAAAUGUAAUUCUGUAUCCAAUUAGAAGCUAAGUCUAAGUUUAAGGACUAAAAAUAUGAGAUUGAUAUGAGAAAUAAAUUAGCUUAAUUGGAUGAGGUAAAGGGCUAGAAGGGAAAGAGAAUAGCCAUUAUGAGAGAGAAAAUAAUGGCUGAUAAUGAACUCUAUGAUGAAGAAAUAGAAUAAGAAGAAGAAUAGCCAGAUUAGAAUUAUUCCGACGAUGAAUUAAAAUAAGAUUAAGAUAAGGAAGCUGAUUAGGAUAUAGAGGGAAGAGUUGGUGAAUUCGGAGAGAUAUAUGCAACAACAAGUAGUGGAGAAGAUGAAAUUGAAGAUGAAAACGGGGUUGUGAGGCCAAAGAGACUCUUCAUACCUCGUGCUAAGUAAUAAGCAUACAAGCAUGGAGAGGGUUAAGUUCUUAGAAUUAAAUAGAAGAAUCCUAUGAGAUUUACAAAGGGGACUGACCCAAGAACUAUAGCUAAAUUAAAUUUCAUGGUUGAUGACUCGAUAGCUUGCCCCUAAUAUUUACCCCUAGACUAAGAUGAUGCCAAAAUUACCGUAAAUACAAUGCUGGCAGCCAUAAAUUAAGAUCACGUGCCUCUAUCCGAGCAUAUUAAAAAAGAAAAUUUCUACAUGUCAUUUCAAGCAUUUAAUUAGGCAGUAUAGGCAGAUCCAGCCUUAAUCAAGGUGGAGAUUAAUAGUAAGUUAGAGUAAUUUGAUUAAAUAUACGGACUCUUAAAGACUCAAAAGGAAAAAGAAGCAGAUAAAAAGUUUACUUAAGGUGAUUUCAGAAGAUUCUGCUCUAUCUUUUACUAUGUAACCAGAAGACUAUUAAAGUAAACAGAAUUUCUGAUGGAAAGAGAAAGAAAGAAGAGGAUGAUGCCGAAGCAUUUACUAGCUGCAGCUGUUCUCUCUGGAAUAUUACCCCUAUCUCAUCUCCCUAAAGAUUAGCUAAGUAAGAGUGAGAUGGUUUAAUUAGAAAAUGCACUCAGUCAGAAGAGUCCAGCUAAAUAAAAGUAAUAUAGACCAAGACUACCAAAUAGUCAAAUUCCAUAAUAACCAAGAUUACCUCCCCCUUCUUAAAAUCCUAAUAAUGUUAAUGCUAAAGUAUAAGGAUAAAAUAAUAGAAGAAGAUGA
Molecule: messenger RNA, 1362 nt
Organism: Stylonychia lemnae
Lineage: Eukaryota; Ciliophora; Spirotrichea; Sporadotrichida; Oxytrichidae
Source: the annotation of a GenBank genome assembly